This is a messenger RNA of Desarmillaria tabescens, 1364 nucleotides long. RefSeq lists its product as uncharacterized. The record is from RefSeq and is a predicted model, not a curated record. The transcript is spliced from 4 exons. Lineage: Eukaryota; Fungi; Basidiomycota; Agaricomycetes; Agaricales; Physalacriaceae. The coding region runs from base 192 to 938 and encodes 248 amino acids. Gene Ontology annotation, molecular function: protein binding.
UACGUAACGUGUGUCCAGAGUCGCAAGAAGGCAGUGUUCCGCAUAUGACUUGUAGUCGAGUCCCAGAACACGAUCCAUCAGGAAGAGGGGCCCGAGGCGCCUAUGAGGUUUAUAUAAAUCACUGAAAGGUUGUAUGAUGAGUCUGUUCAUCAUUCUCACACUUUAUCUCUGUCCUCUUAACUGCUACUCUCAUGUCUGGACCAGGCGGACAGCGUCUUGGAAGGCUUAGAAACCAUGAGCAAUAUUAUCUGAACGGAGGCGACGUAUACUUCCUAGUGGAUGAAUACGUAUUUCGCGUCCAUCGCAUAUUCUUUGAGCGAGAAUCCCCCAGAUUCCAGCAGAUGUUCGAUCAUCCAGCACCCCCCGGGGAGCGACCUGCAGGUUCCUCAGCUGGAACUGCCUUCAAGCUCGAUGAUGUGAAUGCAGAGGACUUCUCCAAGUUCCUUUGGGUCUUCUAUAAUCCAAAAUACUCCAUAUACGACGCUUCAGUCGACGGCUGGCAUGCUAUCUUGCGCCUCGCAUCCCUCUGGGGGUUCCCGGAAGUGAAAGCUCUCGCAAUCCGUGAACUCGAGCGCAAGCCGAUGGGCUUGGUCGAUCGCAUCGUCCUGUAUCAGGCAUACAACGUUGAUCUGGACAUCCUGACCCCGCUCUAUGCGAAACUCUGCUCUCGCGACGAGCCUCUAACCAAAACCGAAUCGCAGAAACUCGGUGUCGAAACCAUUGUCCUCAUCUUCCAGGCUCGGGAGCGCCUUCGUUCGUCCUCGCGUGACGGAGUGAAGAGUCCUCUGCCGGAUGGCAUCAACUCUCUUGACGUGUUGCAGGUUGUUACCGAGGUGUGGCAGGGAGACGAUACGUCGUCGAACCGUACAUCAGGUGGAUGGGUGAUCAUAAAUUCGUUCUGCUGUACUUUUGCUUACUCAUUCCGUUGUUGCUGUUAGGAUCGAACACCGAUACUCGGCAGGGUACCACCUCGGCGCGCCAGGCGAACGGAUCUGCGGGCGGCCAGGAUGGCAGGCGCGGCGGCGCAGGACGACAGUGAUCGUCCUCCGCCUGUGACCCAGGUUGACAACGACACGCUGUUCGUGCCUUCUCAGACUCUCACAAAACAGCUAACGGUUCGGGUGAAGCGUCUUCUGUCGGUUUCGAAAGGAAAGAAGGGUUAGGGCACGAGACCGACAGUCGCGGUGUGGCGAACCCUAUCAAUUCUAUCCCUGAUUCUGAGAGGUUCCGAACAGAUUCCCCGCGUCCGCCUGGGUCAUGGGUAGCAUAGUUUUCGCUCACUUUUUGUAUGCACUUGUAACAUCAUGUAUCGUCCCAUAUCAACGUUUCUAAAUACCAUACACCGCGUACAGCCUUACACAAUC